UAAGUAGUAUAAUUUAAUUGGUGGUAACUUUUUUUUACUCAUUCACCAGAUGUGGGCAUUGUUGGAUAGACCAAUAUUUAUUAUGCAUUCAUAAUUCCCCAGAGAACAGUUAAGAGUCAACCAUAUUGCUGUGGGUCCAAGUCACAGGUAGGCCAGACCAGCGAAGGACAUUAAUGAAACAGAUGGGUUUUUCCCUCAACAAUCAACAACUUCAUGGUCAUCAGUAGACUCUUAACUCUGGAUUUUUAUUGAACCUGGGUCCCCAGAACAUUACCCAGGUCUCUAUCAAUCUAUCAACAAUACCACUACGCCGCUGUCUUCCCAUAUAAAGUAAAUAUAGGGCAGUGCAGGUCAACUCCAGCUUGUAAAGUAUAUGGAAAAGAACAGGAAAUGAUACUUUCAAUGAAGCUGAAAAAGGAUCUGAAGUACACCUCAACCUUGCAUCACAGACUAGUGGCUAUCUUUAGUUGGGGGGGGGGGGGGGGGAAAGAGAGAACGGAAGUAUAAUGGAUUAAAAACAAAAACAAAGUUGCUGGAAAAGCUCAGCAGGUCUGGCAGCAUCUGUGAAGGAAAGAACAGAGUUAACGUUUCGGGUCCAGUCACCCUUCCUCAGAACUGAUAGUGGCUGGGAAAACGUCAGUUUAUAUGCAGAAAAUAGGGAGGUGGGGUAGGGAGUAAAUGAUAGGAUACAGCCCAAAGAGAGAGAAAGACAGUUGGACAGACAAAGGAGAGAGAGAUAGCAGGAACUGCCAAUGCUGGAGAUGUUUUCUGAAGAAAGGGUCUAGACCCGAAACGUCAGCUUUCCUGCUCGGCCUGCUGUGUUCAUCCAGCUCUACACCUUGUUAUCUUUGGACAGACAAAGGAGUUGCUAACGAUCAAGCUGGGAGGGUGAGGAGUUGUUAAUGGGGACUGUUAGUGACUAACAACAGGGGGAGUGUAAUGGCAGGUUAUGUGGUAACAAAGUAUAAUGGAUUGCCCUUGGAAUCUCUCAUUGAGUCCAAGCUGAUACAUUUAGUGAUGGUAAACUGGAAACAAACCAACUUUCCAGGGAGCCAAUUGGGCAAUAUAGUAGGGCACCAUUGUAUGCCAAUGAGAAUGCACAGUCCACAUCAAAUAAUCAGAGAAGCUGACUUCUCUGUAAUUUGGAGGUUGUAAAGUAUGGUGAUAGAUUUCCAAACGCCAGCCAUUUGCAGUACCUAAAAAUCCAGGAUUAAUCUUUAAUAAAAAUAGGGGGAAGGGAAUGUUUACUUGCCCAGUGGAUAGUAUCAUUCCUUAUACAAUUACAGUUACUGUAAAUUUGUCUGUGGAAUGAAAAAGAUCGAGCACAAGUUCCUACAAGGCUUACUGAAUAAAGGUAUCUUAUGAAUAUGGUAAAUAGCCAUUCAGACCAUUUUGUCAGAUUCAAUCACUGGAUUGUUUCCUAAUCAGGCAUGGGGAGACAAUGGUUUAGUGGCAUUACUGCUCGACUGUUAAUCUAGAGACCCAGACAAUGUUCUGGGGAUCCUGCCACUGUAAAUGUUGGAAUUUGAAUUCAAUAACUAUCUGGAACUAAGGGUCUAAUGAUCGUGAAUCUGUUGCCGAUUGUUGGGAAAAACACAUCUGGUUCACUAAUGCCCUUUAGGGAAGGAAACCGCCAUCCUUAUCUGGUCUGGCCUACAUGUAAUGUGGUUGACUCCUAACUGCCCUCUGGGCAAUUAGGGAUGAGCAAUAAGUGCUGCUUGGCCAGUGACACCCUCAUCCCGUUAAUGAAUAAAAUUUAACAAAAAAAGUACUACAAACAUAAAAACUGAAUCAUUUGAAGUUUUUACGAUUUGAUAAUUCCUGCCGAAAAGUCCAUGUAUAGAGGACAGGAUUUGCAUUGUUAGUAGCUUGAAUGACAAUACCCCCUCCUGAGUCCAAACUCCCACGUGAGAGUGACCUUUGUAUUAAUUACAACUUUCAAACACCUGGUGGAUAAUGGUGAGAGAGGACACUGGAAAUAAAAAUGCAAUACAGAACGAAAGCUGUGAAGUAAUGUGGAACGGAGGUUUAAAAACCAGACCAUGCUAUAGCAGUGCCCUUGUAUUACUAGUCAGUUGUUAUAGUGAGCUGUUGCUGGUCGGCCACCCGCUGAGCCAGCCUUCGCUUGGUCACACCCCCCGCCUCGAAACUCCAGACAUUGUUGUGGUCGGCCAGCUGCUGUGGCGGUUGGACUUUAGUGGCUUUCCCCGAAAGUGGGAGUUGCUUGAGCGCGAACAGCGGGCGGCGAAGAAGAAAUGGACUCGGUGUUUGUGACAGUCGGUACGACCAGCUUCGACGAGCUGAUCCGAGAAGUGUCUUCGGAAAAGGUGACACGGAUUCUACAAGAUUUAGGCUACAGAAAACUCAUUCUUCAGAUCGGCCGUGGUAGUGUUGAACCAAAGACUAUUGUUGGAACAAAUUUUACUCUUGAAGCUUAUAGGUUCAAGGACUCAAUAGCAGAUGACAUUAAAAAUGCUACACUUGUUAUCAGUCAUGCUGGUGCUGGAAGUUGUCUGGAGACCCUUGAAGCAAGAAAGUCACUCAUAGUUGUCAUUAAUGAAGAGUUGAUGAACAACCACCAGUUGGAACUAGCCAAACAGCUGCAUACUGAUGGGCACCUCCUCUACUGUACUUGCAGCACACUUUCUGAAACGUUACAGAAAUUGGACUCCACAUCCCUGAAACCAUUUCCUCCAGGACACCCAGAAAAAUUUUCAGCAUUUUUGGAUAAAGUCCUAGGAUUUCAAGGCUACUCAAAAAAUAACCCUGAUUCUGUCAACCAGAGCUGGGGAGGGGGAAAAAAAAAAUCCUUUUUUCACUUCGACAGCGUUUUGCUUUUUAGCUUAAAUUCUAUCUACCAUUUUUUAAAAAAAAAAGUAUAUUUUUUAAGAGUGGAAAAAAUAUAUGUUGCCUUAUGGCGGGGUGGAGAAAUGCAGAAGGGGGUUAGAAAAUACUUCGGCCAGAAGUCUCUGAAUGAAGUGACUAUGGAUGAGUAUCUAAGCAGCCAGGGGUUGUAUCGAAAACUCACCGCUAAGGACGGCUCCUGUCUCUUCAGGACUGUCUCCGAGCAGCUGUUUUUGACUCAAAUGUAUCACUUGGAGAUCCGAAAAACUUGCAUUAUUUACAUGAGGGUGAACCGAAGUAAAUUCGAGACAUUUAUCGAUGGCCCUUUUGACAAACACUUGGAACGUUUGAGUGAUCCGAAGGAAUGGGCUGGAAUGUUAGAGAUGAAUGCUCUAUCACUGAUGUACAAUUGUGACUUUCUAAUUUACCGGUAUCCUGGAAAAUCGCCCACCCAAGCUACAAAUAAUGGAUUUGAGAAGACGAUCUUGCUUUGCUGUUCCAACAAUGGUCAUUAUGAUAGCGUGUUUACAAAACAGUUUCAAGGGCAUGCAGCCGUUUGUCAAGCGAUUGUAUAUGAAGUGCUGUACAGAGAUGUCUUUGGAGUGGAUGAAGAAGAACUACGAGCUGCAGUGGAAUUGUUCCGCAGUCAUGGCAAGAAAACCAGAAAGAGCAGUAACUCUAAAGGAAAUGGUGAUACUGAAUAUCUUCCUGAAAAAGUUGUGCAGAGGAAUGACACAGGAAAUAGUGAUCAGGAGGGCUCACCAGAGGAGAAAAUGGCAAAACCAAGUGCAGAAGAAAUAAAGAAUGUUGAUGGCCCAUCAAAGAUGCCGUUUCCCUUUAAGGUAUUGAAGGCAUUGGAUUCAGAAAUUUAUCGCAAUGUGGAGUUUGAUGUCUGGCUCGAUAGCAGAAAAGAGCAGCAGAAGGUGGACUAUAUGGUGGUUUCUGGAAGGCAGUAUUGUUUAGGUGACAAAUGUCAGGUGAAACUUGAGCAAGGAGACAAAUACUACAAUGCUCAUAUACAAGAAGCAGGCCAAGAUGGCAACUCGGUGACAGUCUUCAUAGAAGAACUAGCUGAAAAGCACACUGUUCCUUUGGCAAACCUGAAGCCUGUGACCCAAGUGACACCGGUUCCUGCCUGGAAUAUUGUUUCAAACAGAAAAGGUGGAAACUAUCAGAAGAUACCUAGUGGAUAUGUUUCUGAGUUAGACCUUGACCCAAAGUCACGCAGACGAUUUAUGAAGAAGAUUCGUGGAAAGCAGGUUUUUAUGGCAUUUGCUUAUGGAAGGGGUCAGUCUGUGCUUCCUCCACGUCUGCAGCACAGUCUUCCUUCUGGAAGAUCUUCUCUUCCUCCAACUCAAAGUGGCAAUUUUGCUCCUUAUGACCAGUACAGGGUCCCUCCUCCACCUCAAAGGAAUGGAAGAAACAACUAUGCUCCAUCCCGGAAUCAGGCUACUCGAUUUGUGGGUCAACAUGGCUUUGUUGAUCCUGACUACAUCUAUGGCUUUUCUGGCUCAGGAAAGGGAUGCUAUCAACAUUAUGACAAUUUCACCUAUAGAUCUCGCAGAAGUCGCAAACCCGUUCAGUAUGUUAACAAGGAUUGCCAGUUUGGCUAUAUAACAGAGAAUGAGGAGGAACCAAGAGCUACUGAAGAAACUGUCACUUUCUAUGAAAUUGAAGAAGGAAAUGAGGCACCCUUUCCUGUUGUACAUAAUCAGUCUGCUUCCCCUCCAGUUUUACAAGCUCCAGCUGGGUACUGGGUGACUAGAAGGGGAAGCUCUGUUUCUGUUGCCAAGCACGUCAAUUCCUCUGAAGAUGCCGAUGAGCCAAGUGAUGGUGGAGAAUAUCAUGAAGACUUUAUUUAUGCAGCAUCAGUCAAUUCAUUUACAGAUUCAGGAUAUUCCGAUCCAAUGGUGUAUAGUGCAACAGAAUCGACAGCUAAUCUUUCUAUUCAGGAAGGAUGUUCUGCUGCAGAGUCACCCCAGGAGGGCCAGGUUGCUGCACACUUCAGUUAUUCACAACAGAUGGUGAAUUCAUCAGUGGUAUCUACAUCCAGCUGUUCAGCCCCUGUUGCAGGUUUCUCCUCGAACUCGACAGAAACAAGCCAAACGUCGGCAACUUACACAACGGUGCCAUCGCAGACAGUUGUAUCACCUGUUCUUGUACCUGCUCAUCCUGCGGGACGCCCAGGCCCUCCCAUUCCGGUCAGCGAAAUGGGUGAAACUGUUGGUUCUCCUACACCACCGCCACCAUAUUCCUGUGAUCCCAAUGGCAAUGAUCUCCCUCGAGAUAGAAAGGUGGUCCAGUAUUACUUCAACCUUGGCUUGCAGUGUUGCCACCAAAACUAUUGGCACUCAGUCUAUAUGCCACAACAACAGCCAGUGGAGUUUUACCCAGUCUUCCCUGCUGCUUCCCAGUUUAUUGAACAGUCAACCAUGCCACAGCCGUAUGGUGAUAAUGGGAGAAGUGAUGACCAUCAAGGGACCUCUGACACAAUGUCUAAUGGAUCUUAUACUACUGUGGAGCCUCAAACUGUUCCUCAUUCAACAAUAUACUAUCCAGUACUGGCUGACCAGUACAUUCCAGCACCUGCUUAUGAUCCCUGUGUCCCUGCAACAUCCACACUUCAUUAUGUUGGUGCCUGGUACCCAACAAAUCAGAUGUGUAACAGUUCUUCGAGGCUGCAGAGCCCAGCACCUCAAGCUCCAUUAAAUUAUGUUGGACCUGCCAAUCUGCCUACACAUUAUGUAUCGCACUAAGAGUACAAUGAAAAUGUUUGAAUUUAACACUCCUAAUUAGAGGUAGAUUGUUUACCUCCUUGCCCACUGUCCCUCGCCCACCCUAACCACUAUUGAGCAUCAGAUUCUUUAUAUGCUUUAAUUCAGAUUCAAGACAUCUUUCACCUUUUCCACUGCAUUUGCCUGAAAUAUUUGUAUAUGUGGCCUUUUAUUUAAAUAGCUAUUCACAUCUCAAGCCUGAGACUAUCUCACUUUGCAGUAAAGCUCGCAAUUGGGUUUGUAGACCAAAAAUAGGGCAAAUGUUGCUUGUCAGUAGAUGUGCUUUAUGCAAGUCCUUCCCACUGUGCAAUAUCAACAGAAUUUCAACUUCACCUUGAAUGAAAUGUCUGUCUUCUGAAACCAGUUGAAGGGCCACCCUUCAAAGAAAACUUAUUCCAACACUAUAUUGUACUGUGUUUCACUUGUUUUCUGUUUAAGUUGGUUGAUUCCAGCAUAUAAACUGUACCGCUUCUACCUCAUGUUUAAAAUCUUUGAUGUUUUUGAGAUCUUCAGUUUGUGAAAGCUUGUAUAUUUUUGAUACCCAGUUCAGUUUAACAUGUUAACUUUCGUUUGCCAGUUUUGUGCCAGAGAACAUUUGGCAUAGAUUUUUUUGUUUUAGACUGUUGAUUGCUCAGUUCUGGAGUAUAGUUCCAAAAGAAAUGCUGUGUGGUUGUGGGUUCAUCUUUCAUUUCAUGUUAAGUAAUAAAAUAUGAGCACUGCAACCUACUUGCGUCAGUGUAUUUUAGUUUUCACUGGACUGCACACAAAGCAAUAAAUACUGCAGUGAACUAUUUGCAAUCUUGCCUUGACUCUUCAGUCUAAACUUUUGUAACCGUAAAGUCAAAAUUUGGAUUGAUGAACUGAGAUGGGGCUGGGGAUAAAAAUG
This is a messenger RNA of Rhincodon typus (whale shark), 6504 nucleotides long. RefSeq names its product ALG13 UDP-N-acetylglucosaminyltransferase subunit (gene alg13). Gene Ontology annotation, biological process: dolichol-linked oligosaccharide biosynthetic process. Bases 2256 to 5600 code for a protein of 1114 amino acids. NCBI's taxonomy places the organism in Eukaryota, Metazoa, Chordata, Chondrichthyes, Orectolobiformes, Rhincodontidae. The record is from RefSeq and is a predicted model, not a curated record. The transcript is spliced from 28 exons. Gene Ontology annotation, molecular function: hexosyltransferase activity.